AUGAUGGCUAAUCGCAGCAAAGGCCUCAACUCAGGGCUGAAGAACCUGGGACAAAGGAGACUGCAGGGAGGGGGCAGCAGAGAGCCCAGCCUCCACAAGCCCAUGUACUUCUUCCUAAUUAACCUCUCAGCCUAGCUAGGCACUCUGUCUACUACUAUGACUGUCCCCAAGAUGUUAUCUCUGUUUCUUCUGGGUGAUCACUUCCUCAGCUUCCCCACCUGCUUCCUGCAGAUGUACCUUUUCCAUAGCUUCUCCUGCUCUGAAGCCUUCAUCCUGGUGGUGAUGGCUUAUGACCACUACGUAGCCAUCUGCCGCCCACUGCACCACCCGGUCCACAUGACCCCACAGACCAAUGCUGCACUGGCAGCCAGCGCCUGGCUCACUGCCCUGCUCCUGCCCACCCCAGCGGUGGUACAGACCUCUCAGAUGGCAUUUGACAGCAUUGCCUACAUCUACCAUUGCUUCUGUGACCACCUGGCUGUUGUCCAGGCCUCCUGCUCUGACACUAGCCCCCAGACCCUCAUGGGCUUCUGCAUCGCCAUGGUGGUGUCCUUCCUGCCCCUCCUUCUGGUCCUUCUCUCCUAUGCUCGCAUUCUGGCCUCAGUGCUUCGCAUCAGCUCCCGAGAAGGACGUGCAAAGGCCUUCUCGACCUGCAGCUCCCACCUCCUGGUGGUGGGCACCUACUACUCAUCCAUCGCCAUAGCCUACGUGGCCUACAGGGCUGACCUGCCCCUCGACUUCCUCAUCAUGGGCAAUGUGGUGUAUGCUAUUCUCACACCAGUGCUUAACCUGCUUAUCUUUUUUUUUUCAGUGAGUUAA
Molecule: messenger RNA, 819 nt
Organism: Octodon degus (degu)
Lineage: Eukaryota; Metazoa; Chordata; Mammalia; Rodentia; Octodontidae
Product: olfactory receptor 2AT4-like
Biological process (GO): G protein-coupled receptor signaling pathway
Cellular component (GO): membrane
Molecular function (GO): G protein-coupled receptor activity; olfactory receptor activity
Source: RefSeq, a predicted model, not a curated record